Molecule: messenger RNA, 1032 nt
Organism: Acanthosepion pharaonis
Lineage: Eukaryota; Metazoa; Mollusca; Cephalopoda; Sepiida; Sepiidae
Source: the annotation of a GenBank genome assembly
AUGCGUAUCUGCAACUUUUUUCUUCUUCUUCUGAUAAUACAAGGUGAUAUCUAUCUAUCUAUCUCUCUAUCUAUCUAUCUAUCUAUGUUGGUCUGUUCAUAUCUAUUUAUCAAACUAUAUUGGUUUGUUCAGAUCUAUCUAUGUUGGUCGGUUAAUAUCUAUCCAUGUUGGUCGGUUCAUAUCUAUCUAUUUAUCUAUCUAUCGAUCUAUCUAUCUAUCUAUUAUUCUAUCUAUCUAUUAUUCUAUCUAUCUAUCUUGGGCGGCUAUUGCAGACGCUCGCUCAGACACUUUUUCCACUCAUUAUCUAUCUAUCUAUCUAUCUAUCUAUCUAUCUAUCUAUCUAUCUUCUUUUUAUAUUUGUAUAUCUUCAUCUAUCUAUCUAUCUAUCUAUCUAUCUUCUUUUUAUAUUUGUAUAUCUUCAUCUAUCUAUCUAUCUAUCUAUCUAUCUAUCUGGGUCUCUUCAAAUCUAUCUAUCUAUCUAUCUAUCUAUCUCCUUUUAAUAUUUGUAUAUAUUCAUCUAUCUAUCUAUCUAUCUAUCUAUCUAUCUAUCUAUCUAUCUAUCUAUCUCCUUUUUAUAUUUUUAUAUUUUCAUCUAUCUAUCUAUCUAUCUAUCUAUCUGUCCAUCUUGGUCUCUUCAAAUCUAUCUAUCUAUCUUUUUAUAUUUGUAUAUCUUCAUCUAUCUAUCUAUCUAUCUGCGUCUCUUCAAAUCUAUCUAUCUAUCUUCUUUUUAUAUUUGUAUAUUUUCAUCUAUCUAUCUAUCUAUCUAUCUAUCUAUCUAUCUAUCUGCGUCUCUUCAAAUCUAUCUAUCUAUUUAUCUAUCUAUCUUCUUUUUAUAUUUGUAUAUCUUCAUCUAUCUAUCUAUCUUCUUUUUAUAUUUGUAUAUCUAUCUAUCUAUCUAUCUAUCUAUCUAUCUAUCUAUCUAUCUGCGUCUCUUCAAAUCUAUCUAUCUAUCUUCUUUUUAUAUUUGUAUAUCUUCAUCUAUCUAUCUAUCUAUCUAUCUAUCUAUCUAUCUAUCUAUCUAUCUGUAUUUAA